AUGGCUCGUACCAAGCAAACUGCACGUAAAUCAGCCGGAGGAAAGGCUCCACGUAAACAAUUGGCAACCAAAGCUGCCCGUAAAUCUGCCCCAGCUGCAGGAGGUGUUAAGAAGCCUCACCGUUAUCGUCCAGGUACCGUCGCUCUCCGUGAGAUCCGUCGUUACCAGAAGUCGACCGAACUUUUGAUCCGCAAACUGCCUUUCCAACGUUUGGUCCGUGAAAUCGCCCAGGAUUUCAAGACUGAUCUUCGUAAGUUUACAAGCUGUUUAAUUUUAAUUCUGUCUUUGGUUUAGGUUUCCAAUCUGCCGCUAUCGGAGCUCUUCAAGAAGCCUCGGAAGCCUACUUGGUCGGUUUGUUCGAAGACACCAACUUGUGUGCCAUCCACGCCAAGAGAGUCACAAUCAUGCCCAAGGAUAUUCAGCUGGCCAGAAGAAUUCGUGGCGAACGUGCAUAA
Molecule: messenger RNA, 455 nt
Organism: Bursaphelenchus okinawaensis
Lineage: Eukaryota; Metazoa; Nematoda; Chromadorea; Rhabditida; Aphelenchoididae
Source: the annotation of a GenBank genome assembly